Silurus meridionalis is the source of this 2493-nucleotide messenger RNA. It is a transcript of the gene wbp11, whose product is annotated as WW domain-binding protein 11. Gene Ontology annotation, cellular component: spliceosomal complex. The record is from RefSeq and is a predicted model, not a curated record. Lineage: Eukaryota; Metazoa; Chordata; Actinopteri; Siluriformes; Siluridae. The coding region runs from base 218 to 2236 and encodes 672 amino acids. Gene Ontology annotation, biological process: mRNA cis splicing, via spliceosome. The transcript has 12 exons.
GAAGAAGUAACCCGGAAGUUGUUGUUUCAGGGUGCUCGGUUGUGUACCGUCGGGUUUGAAACAUGGCGGAUUUGCAGCACUUUUUUACUGAGCGCCUGUAAAUUACACAUUUAUUUAGAGUUGGGAUUGAUUUCAGAUUUAAUCUCCGGAGAGAGGGGUUUAAUCCCGCUGUGUUUUUCUGAGACUGAGGGAACGGUGAAGGUGUGUGUUGGCCAUCAUGGGGCGUCGAUCUACUUCGUCCACCAAGAGUGGAAAAUUCAUGAACCCUACUGACCAGGCCCGUAAGGAGGCCAGGAAGAGGGAGCUCAAGAAGAACAAGAAGCAGAGGAUGAUGGUGAGAGCUGCUGUUCUGAAGAUGAAGGACCCCAGACAGAUCAUCAAAGACAUGGAGAAACUGGAUGAGAUGGAGUUUAACCCAGUACAGCAGCCCCUGUUAAACGACAAAGUGCUGCGUGAUAAGAGGAAGAAGCUGCGCGAGACCUUCGAGCGAAUCGUGCGUCUGUACGAGAGAGAAAACCCCGAGACGUAUAAAGAACUGCGUAAGCUGGAGCUCGAGUACGAGACCAAACGAGGACAGCUGUCCCUGUACUUCGACUCCGUCAAGAAUGCAGAGUCUGUGGAGGUGGACAGUAUUCCUCUUCCUGACAUGCCUCAUGCACCUUCUAGUGUCCUCAUUCAGGACAUCCCACUUCCAGGAGCACAGCCACCAUCCAUCCUGAAAAAGACCUCCACCUUUGGUAAAGGGACCACGGUGACAUCUGCAGCAGUUCCUGGGGUUCCCCGGUUACCACCUGGACGCAAACCGCCUGGACCUCCACCUGGGCCUCCACCUCCUCAAAUACUUCUGCUCUAUAAACCAGAUGCAGGAGGUGAGGCUGACGCAGACAUGGUCGAUCGAGACAGCGAUAGCCUCUCAGAGGGAGGAGAGGACGAGAGUGAAUCGGACGACCAGAGCGACGGAGAGGGGGAUGAACCGCUGGAGAGGAGGGGCACCGGAAGCCGACAUGAUGAACGAGAGCGGGAUGAGGAGAGGGAAAGAGGUCGCAUUGUCCGUUUUGCUGAUAUCCCACAGCCGGCAAAGAAGCGGAAGAAGAGGGUUGUGAAGAAAACAAAGGCUAUUACACCUUUACAGGCCAUGAUGUUGAGGAUGGCAGGUCAGUCUGUUCCAGAGGAAGAGGAGGAGGUUGAAGAGGAGGAGUACACGGACUCCGAUCAGUCUGACAGCGAAGCCUUGGAACCCCCUGGCGACAACCAAUCAGUUCUGUCAAUGAACAGACUCCCCCCACCAUCAGCCCCAAUGGGAGCGCCGCCACCACAACAGCAGCCACCACCCCACCUGCAGCCUCCACCAAUCUCAGGCCCUCCUCCUUUAGGACCUCCUCCUGCUCCUCCAAUGAGGCCUCCAGGUCCACCCUCAGGUCCACCUCCUGGACCUCCACCAGGUGCCCCACCAUUCCUCAGACCCCCGAAUUUACCUGGUGCCCUGAGGGGGCCAAUGCCUCGUAUGUUGCCCCCUGGUCCCCCUCCUGGACGACCUCCAGGCCCACCCCCCGGCCCACCACCAGGUCUUCCUCCAGGUCCCCCUCCAAGGGGACCGCCUCCCAGGCUGCCUCCACCUGCACCACCAGGAAUGCCUCCUCCUCCUCCUCGUGCUGGGCCUCCACGUAUGGCUCCACCCCUCUCCAUGUUCCCACCCCCUUUGAACCCCAAUGUCCUGAGUGCACCUCCCAGCAUCGUUCCUCGUCAGAAACCACCAGCUUCUUCUGCUGCAUCUGCCCCUGGCAACGAACCCUCAAUCUUAGCUCCGCCUUCCCUCUCCCUCUCCAUCCGCCCGUCUUCUCUACAGAUGCCCCCUCCUCCGGGUACUGUUCCUACCCCUGUCAACCCCCCGACCCAUACCAUAGAGAAGCGUGCAAACAUCACGAGCGUCCCCGGCGCUGCGGGCCAAUCAGGCGCUGCCACUAUCUCUGCAAAACCGCAGAUCAUCAACCCCAAAGCGGAAGUGACACGGUUCGUACCCACGGCCUUGCGUGUGCGGCGAGACCGAGUUACCCCACAGGGGGCCGUGAGUGCAGAGAAAGCAGGAAGGAUGGAAAACGAGAGAAUGGGGCACGGCCUGAAACCCAUGCUCUCAGUAAACCCUGCCCAGCCUAGCUCCAACUCUGCCCCUAGCAACAUGAAGACAAAAGACCAGGUGUAUGAGGCUUUCAUGAGAGAGAUGGAGGGAUUACUGUAAAACAGUGGGGGCGGGGCUAGGAUAGGUAGAAGAUAAUUGGUCAGAAAUGUGAGGAUAAAGUUUGCAUCGUAUAUAUCUAUGCUAGCGUCCAUAAAUUACACCAUGUUCCUGGAAUCAGCAGUGCGACUGGGUCCUAUCGUGAGUUAACCCCAACAUUUUUAUAUUGAGCUAUGUUUAGAUGUUUAGUGUCUGAUUUGGAGAUGGGAUUAUGUAAUGAUGUGUUUCUGAACUUAAAAAUAAACACCAAAACCUUCUCA